Papaver somniferum (opium poppy) is the source of this 2302-nucleotide messenger RNA. RefSeq names its product protein root UVB sensitive 5-like. The transcript is spliced from 15 exons. The coding region runs from base 131 to 1600 and encodes 489 amino acids. The record is from RefSeq and is a predicted model, not a curated record. NCBI's taxonomy places the organism in Eukaryota, Viridiplantae, Streptophyta, Magnoliopsida, Ranunculales, Papaveraceae.
UUCCGUGCUCGUUCAUGAUAAAGGAGAGAGAGAAAGGGUGUGUGAAGCCAUUAACGACUAACCAGCUUCAAAUAUUUUUUUGAUUCCCAAAUUCAAAGGUUUACUCUGAACCCAGUAAAUAGUGUCACAGAUGACCUAUACUCUGCAACAACUCUCUCCAAUUUUUGCUUUAAAUCCAUCAAGGAAGAGAAGAAGUACCAUCAGUUUUCAAAUUCACUGCUCUUCUGAAUUCAGUAUAGAAGAAAAAGAAGGAUUUGAAGAGCAAUCCAAUGUGGUAUUGGUGGAGAGAUAUCGAAAUGGUACAGCAAAAAGGUAUGUUAUAGAUGGCAAUUCAAAGGUACAGACAUUUUUGGAGGAGCAGAAAGCAGUGACAAAUGACUCUGAGUUCUCUUCCUCGUUCAACACAAAAGUAUCGUGGCUUCCAGAUGGUAUUAAGGUUUUCGUUUUACCUUCAGGAUUUCCAGGUUCGGUGUCGGAUGAUUACUUGGAGUACAUGCUAUUACAGCUCCCUACUAAUAUUACCGGAUGGAUUUGCAGCAUAUUGGUCACGUCAAGUCUGCUAAAGGCUGUAGGUGUAGGAUCCUUUUCUGGAACUAGUGCUGCUGCAACUGCCGCCGCAAUCAGAUGGGUGUCAAAAGAUGGUCUUGGCACUCUUGGGCGCUUUUUCAUUGGCGGGCGGUUCGGAGAUCUUUUUGAUAAUGACCCAAAACAGUGGCGUAUGUAUGCUGACUUCAUCGGCAGUGCUGGAAGUAUCUUUGACCUAACCACACCACUGUUUCCCGCAUAUUUCCUACCACUUGCCUCUCUUGGAAAUCUAACCAAGGCUGUAGCUAGAGGAUUGAGGGACCCUUCAUUUCGGGUUGUCCAGAAUCACUUUGCUGUCUCAGGAAACCUCGGAGAGGUUGCAGCAAAGGAAGAAGUUUGGGAAGUAACAGCACAGCUUAUUGGUCUGGGUCUUGGAGUACUGGUUCUGGACUCACCUGGCAUACAAACAUCAUACACUACAUUGACGCUCACAUGGUUGAGCAUGCGCCUGCUGCACCUUUUGUUACGUUACCAAUCUCUUUCAGUUCUUGUAUUUAAUACAAUAAAUCUCAAAUGUGCCCGUAUGCUUGUGAAAUCACAUGUUUUGCAUUCUGUUGUUCCAGGGUAUUUGGAGUGCAACAAGAAGGAAAAUUUUUUAUCCUGGCAAAAAUUCUUAAAACCAAGCAUUAUUUUUGGUGUAUCCUUGGAAGAAAUAAUUGACGGGGAAAGAUCCUUCUCCAAGGUGAAGGCACUUCUACAAUUAUAUAAAAGAGAACAAUAUAUCCUAGUUGUGAAUCAGCAACUGCAGACAGAAUUCCAAGUCUUUAUUUCAUUCAAGGUCAAUGCGACAGGUUUAUCAGUCUUGAGAAGCAUAUGGCAGACAUAUUGGUUAUAUGAACACUGGCAAGGAAGAGAUUCCAAGAAUGUAUUUGAUCAACUUCAGGAAAGCAUGUCGAAGUUGGAUGCAAGGUUUGAUGAUUUUCUUAAGCAGCUUGAGGAAGCUGGAUGGGAUGUCAAGCAGAUAAAACUGAAAGUACCCACUGAAACUUUAUUUGAAGAAAUGCUUACCACAUAGCAGACAGUGUAAAUGGUGAUGAUUUUAACGAUUUAUUUUUUAAAGAAAAUGGUGAUGAUUUUAAUGAUCUAUAUUCCAAGAAAUGGAUCUCCCUGAAGCCUCAUCUAACAGAGAAAGGAUGCUUCAAAAAGAGAAAGUAAAGCAUGGAAAAUACAAGACUGGAAUUAGCGUUCAAGCCUUCAACCGUAAUGACUGAGAAGUGUCACAAAGUGGCUGUAGUUUAGUGGUAAGAAUUCCACGUUGUGGCCGUGGAGACCUGGGCUCGAAUCCCAGCAGCCACACACUUAAUUCUUUUUUACGUACGGCAUAUUUCUUCAUCAUGAAAGGAAAGAAGAUAUUUGCAUGAAGCUCAAAAUAGUUAGUAAACUAGAUUGUUCCCUUUUUCAUGUGACAUUUUGUAAUAAUACCACUGUAUAAAUAACCUUCAUAUUUCUCUCUUUCUCAUCACCGAAGAAACCAACUUUUCUGUACAGCAACUAUUCAGAUUGAUCCAUGGUUGCAUCACCAAGCGGAAGCCACCGGCUUAGGGCAGUUUCUGUGGCGAUUUUCAUCUUUUUCUUCAUGUACUGCUUCCUUUUGAGUAGUGGAUUAAUCACUAUUCGAAUAAGAAAAAUCCCAUUUACACUGUCUGCUAUGUGGGAAAUUCAUUAAUGUGACCUAUCUACUUAUUUUGAUGAUCCUGCUAAAGUAUUUUGUUUUUCA